This is a messenger RNA of Lactuca sativa (garden lettuce), 1011 nucleotides long. The record is from RefSeq and is a predicted model, not a curated record. Lineage: Eukaryota; Viridiplantae; Streptophyta; Magnoliopsida; Asterales; Asteraceae.
AUGGAAGAUCUUUCAAAUGGAUUUCAAGAACGCCUUUUGAAUGGUGACCUCCAUGAAGAGGUUUAUAUGAAUCCUUUCCUAGGAAUUCUGCACCGUCCGAGUGAGGUUUGUCGGCUUCGCAAAGAUUUGUAUGGUCUCAAGCAAGCUCCUCGUACUUGGUUUAAGAAACUCUCCAUAGUGAUUACUUCUCUUGGAUUUGUCCAGAGUAAUCACGCUUCUGCUCUGUUUGUUAGAUGCUCGAUUGCAGGACGGAUUCUUUUAUCCUUAUAUGUGGAUAACAUGAUUAUCACGGGUGAUCACCAUGGUGGCAUUAGGUCUUUGAAGCAUGAUCUAGCUCAUCGAUUUGCUAUGGAGGAUUUGGGCUUGCUGCGCUAUUUCUUGGGUAUUGAGGUACUCAGUCUACGAAAGGGUAUCUUCUUUCCCAGACUAAAUAUAUAUGACUUGUUUAGACGGGCGGACCUCUGUGACAAUCAGACUGUUGAUACUCCUCUUGAAACCAAUGCACGAUAUUCUCCUACUGAUGGUAUUCCUUUUUCCGAUCUGAAUCUUUAUCGCACUGUUGUGGGAAGUUUUGUCUAUCUCACAGUCACUCGUCCAAAUAUUGCUCAUGUUGUUAAUGUUUUCAAUCAGUUUGUUACGGCUCCUACCUCUUUACGUGCCUAUAGUGAUGCUGAUUGGGAUGGCGAUUGUCAUGAUCGUAAGUCCACUACUGGAUUUUGCAUAUUUCUUAGAGAGUCUCUAAUUUCAUGGAAGAGAAAGAAACAAGACGUUGUCUCUAGAUCUUUCACGGAGGCUGAAUAUCGUGCUAUGGCUGUAAAUACAUGUGAGAUUAUCUGGACAAGUAGUGUGAAUGUCAGCACUGUUGUUGCCCCUGCACCAAUUUUACCAUCUAAAAUUACUGGAAAGAUUGUUGAGCAGUAUGUUCAGUUGCCUAUAAUGGUAGAAAAAUUCAAGUUGGUUUUGGCUAAAGAUAAAAUUAUGAAGGAGUGGAGUGUGGAGGUCCAGGAAUGA